Sander lucioperca (pikeperch) is the source of this 546-nucleotide messenger RNA. RefSeq names its product NKG2-D type II integral membrane protein-like. Bases 13 to 459 code for a protein of 148 amino acids. NCBI's taxonomy places the organism in Eukaryota, Metazoa, Chordata, Actinopteri, Perciformes, Percidae. The record is from RefSeq and is a predicted model, not a curated record. The transcript is spliced from 4 exons.
CAAAUAUGAAACAUGACGACAACUGAUGAUUACUGCUCCAAAGAAAAUAAUGUUUCAGAGAGACAGCGUAAAGCUUGUCAGGAGGACUGGUUACUCAACGAGUCUAACUGCUAUGAGAUUCAUGAUGCUGAUCCUUCUAAUCAGAAAACCUGGGAAGAAGCUCGAGCAAACUGCAGCGGAUAUAACGCAGAUUUUGUUAUUGUACACAGUCAAGAGGAAAAGGAUAUGAUCAAUGGUUACAGCUGGGGUAAACAAGAUGAGAGUGGAUGCUGGAUUGGCCUGAGAGUUGAAAAUGGGAGAUGGAAGUGGAUUGAUGGAAGUGAUCUGGCUGUAGACUUCUGGAUAGGAACUCCCUUUGACGGUCAGUGUGCAGUUUCUGUCCAGGGCGUAGGAUGGAGAUCAGUGAGCUGUGCUGACAGAAAACGAUGGAUCUGCAAAAAGAAGGCUUUAUGUGUUUAAACACUGCAGUCAUAUUCUGCAUGAUAAUAUCAACUGGCUUAUAAUUAUGAAACUAUGAAAACUUUCAAAGCUGUUUGUGUGUGUCUG